AAAUGUCCUGUUGUCGAUAAUUUCUCUUUCAUUCGUGUCACUCCCUGAUUGGUGAACCACAAACUUUCCUCUCUCUCUCUCUCGCUCACACGCUCCUUUUGAUUCGUUGCUUUCACCACCAACUUACCGUCAGAAUUUUCCAUUCACAUCAUCCCAACAAAAAGAAUUAAAUUCUCCACACAUUUACUUUCUCACUCUUUUCUUUUCUCCGCAACUUGCUCAGCACUAUACACUCCCAUUUCAGCUUCCAUGACUGAACCACACAAACGUAGCAAUCUAAAGCUUCAACUUCAACCCUUUUCAGCAAGAGAGAGUUCUUAGUAAGAAUUAGCUGGAAAAAAGCAUAUUCUCACUCCUUCUAGGGUUUUGUUUUGCAUUGAAAUUGAAAUCCCACUAUUCAAAAUCCCCGACCUUCUCAAUAGAAAAAGAAAUAGUUUUUUUUUGUGUGUGUGUGGGAAGGGUUUAAAUUUUGAAUUUGGAAUUCGGCAUUGACCUGAGCUAAGAGUGAGUUUGAGAAGAAGGUUCUAGAGUGCAGGGUUUGCAAUGUCGGGCCCACCCAGAGUUCGAUCCAUGAACGUGGCCGUCGCCGAUGCCGACGCGCGCCCGGUGCUCGUCCCCGCCGGCAACAAGGUCCGACCCGUCGUCGAAGGACGGAAGCCGGUGAAGAAAUCGUCGACGGAGACGGAGAAAAAGCCGGUGGCGCAUUCGCCGCAAUGCGUCUCCGUUCCGGCGGUGGCGAUUUCGCGGCAGCAGGAGCACCACCAGGCAGUGCUGAAAAGCAUGUCGUCGAUGAACGCCUCGUUCUCCUCCGACACGUCAUCGACGGAUUCCUCCACUCACAGCAGCGGCGCGUCGUCGAGCGGGAAGGUGGCGCGUCGGGUUAGUGUGGCGUUGAGGAAGAAGCAGGUUGGUCCUAAGACGGAGAAGGCGAGUUGUGACAAUGUGGCUGGUUCUGAUGAUGCUGAUUUGAGUGAUAGCUUGGAGGGCAAGAAAAGGUGUGCUUGGGUUACACCUAAUACAGAGCCAUGUUAUAUUGCUUUUCAUGACGAAGAAUGGGGAGUUCCUGUUCAUGAUGACAGGAAACUGUUUGAGUUGCUCAGCUUCUCUGGAGCCUUGGCUGAACUCACAUGGCCUACUAUUCUUAGCAAAAGGCAGUUAUUUCGGGAAGUCUUUUUGGAUUUUGAUCCAAGUGCUGUUUCUAGAAUGAAUGAGAAAAAGAUAGCUGCACCAGGAAGUCCUGCCAACUCAUUGCUAUCCGAACUCAGGUUGCGAUCCAUAAUUGAAAAUGCACGUCAGAUGUGUAAGGUAAUUGAAGAGUUUGGGUCCUUUGACACAUUUAUUUGGAAUUUUGUGAACCAUAAGCCUAUAGUCAGCCAGUUCAGGUACCCACGUCAGGUACCUGUCAAAUCUCCAAAGGCAGAAUUCAUAAGUAAAGACCUCGUAAGGAGAGGAUUCAGGAGUGUCGGUCCAACAGUCAUCUAUACUUUCAUGCAAGUGGCUGGCCUAACAAAUGACCAUAUUAUCAGUUGCUUCAGAUUCAAGGAGUGUACCUCCAAUGCAGAAGCAAUGGGCAAAGAGAGCUCCCUCAACUCCAAGGUCAAAGAGAAAGCAAACGAGGAACCAACCUCGGUGGGUCUGUUGCUGUCUGUGAACAAAUUGAGCUUCACCUCUAAGUAGCACUAUGAUGGUUUUGGUUAAAAUGGUCAUAUGGCUGAGCUGGUAGUUGUAAGGGGGGAUGAGUAGAUUGUGGAGUGUACAAAAUCGAUACAGGUGUGAAUGAAAUAGCCUGAAGGCAGUUGUAAUUGAAAAGCAAAAUGACCUUGGCAAUUCUUCAAGUUCUCGUGUAUUAAAAAAGAUAUACUAAUUAGCCAUAGUUGCAACUUGCAAUUCGUCUACCUUUUCCUCUAUUUUAUUUUGUGGUCAUGAACAGAAUCCUUUAGGUCUUUUAUUCACUUUGGCACUUUGCUUUC
Molecule: messenger RNA, 1970 nt
Organism: Glycine soja
Lineage: Eukaryota; Viridiplantae; Streptophyta; Magnoliopsida; Fabales; Fabaceae
Product: probable GMP synthase [glutamine-hydrolyzing]
Exons: 5
Coding region: 544-1677 (377 amino acids)
Biological process (GO): base-excision repair
Molecular function (GO): DNA-3-methyladenine glycosylase activity
Source: RefSeq, a predicted model, not a curated record